[Torrubiella] hemipterigena is the source of this 2381-nucleotide messenger RNA. The record is from the annotation of a GenBank genome assembly. Lineage: Eukaryota; Fungi; Ascomycota; Sordariomycetes; Hypocreales; Clavicipitaceae.
AACUCCCUCUGUGUCAGACAACCAAACUCCCCCACGUUUUCACAGCAACCGACAUCUUUGCCUUGUUCAAUUAUACUCACCUUCCUCACAUAUACAUCUCAUCACAUUACCAGUAUAAUGGAUUCCUGCUCCCUCUUCAGCGUCAAGGGCAAAGUCGUCCUCAUUACCGGCGGAGCCAAAGGCAUUGGUCGUAUGAUCGCCGAGGGCUUCGUCGCCUCGGGCGCCAAAGUGUACAUUUCCGGCCGCGACGCAAAGGCCUGCACAGAGACUGCUGCAGCACUCGGCCCGUCAGCGGUAGCCGUCCCAGCUAAUCUGCAAAAGUACGAGGAGUGCCAGCGUCUCGUGGACGAGAUUACCCGCCUGGAGCCCGGUGGCUUGCACGUUCUUAUCAACAAUGCCGCGGCCAACUGGGGCGAGGGCAUCGACACGUACCCCGACGCUGCAUGGGACAAGGUGAUGACGCUGAAUGUGCAGCGUGUGUUUACCCUGUCGCAGAUGAGCUUGCCGCUGCUGGAGAAGGCCGGCUCGCGCGAGGACCCUGCGCGCAUCAUUCACAUUGGUAGCAUUGACGGCAUUCGCACGCCGGUGCUGUCCAACUACGCCUACUCGGCGAGUAAGGCGGCCCUGCACCACUUGUCGCGCGCUAUGGCGAGAGAGCUGGGCCCUAGAAACAUUACGAGCAAUACUGUUGCGUACGGCCCGUUUCCUACGAAAAUGAUGAAACAUGUCAUGGAGACGUCGGGCGAUGUCAUCCGUGAAGAGGUGCCUCUUCGCCGCGUGGGCCGUCCUGAGGAUGCCGCGGGAACGUGCAUGUUCCUUGCUAGCAAGGCCGGAUCUUACUGCAACGGUGCGCUGCUGACUUGCGACGGUGGUUCGGCUUUGUUGUCUAAGAUGUAAAAGGAUUUAGUUUGUAUAAUUACUGAAAGAGGCUGCAUCGUUUUACGUAAAGCGCAGUACAUCACUUGCAUAGAUGACGACAAAAAAUUGUAGAGGGCCAUAUGGCCAAAAGAAUCUAUUAAAAGCAAAGUGCCAGAACUCCUAACCGGGGUAUACUCGCUGUAUAUGUAUAUACUGUAUGUGUGUUGUGUAGUGUUGUGUAGAGCCUUUCAUAGGUGAGAGUGGUGUGUGAGGCGAGCGUGUGAAGCUCGCCACCGAGCAAAGAGCAACGCGCGCUGAUGCAACAAACGAAAUCAAAAACGCAAACAAAAGUCUCGAAAUCCUUUCCGUCUCUCGGUUAGACUUGACCGCUAGUCAAGCCACUGUAGUCUAUCGCAUGUAUGUGUCUGUGCCUGUGUGUUCCGAAGCAUGCCGACCGUGAGAGCCGGCCAGCAAAAAGACGGCCAACCAACGCCAGCAGAGAAGAAGCGUACUCUGCUCAACCGAAAUAAAAAAUACUGCUUCAACAGUAGACAGCGAUCGUAUUUUAUAGGCCGCAAUUUUCGAAAUCACGGACCAUGACGGCGACCUGCGCCCGCUUCGCCGCCUCGGCCACCAGUGUAAAGUCCUUGAGGAAGAGAUCCGUCGACGGCUGUUUCGUCUGCGCAGGUUGCGGCAUGGUCAUCGGCGUAGCAGCAGAUUUAGGGCCCGACAUGGCCGACGAGCCCUUUGUGCUUGGUGAUGAGAUGGGAGCGUUCAUUGUGAAAAGAUCGGUGCGGUAUGGUACGGUAGAGAGUGUGUUGGUCGUGUGUGUGUAUGUCAGAUUUGGAGAAGCAAGCCGUGUCGUAUGCUGACGAGCGUGCGUAAUCUGUGAAAAUGACGAGAGUUUUGUGCGUGGCCAAGUUGCACGAGACUGAAAAGUAUGAUGCAGGGUCCGGAGUAGACUUGAGACGGCGCAAAAUUAAGUCUUUGUUGGAUGCAGUACAGUCGAUCACAAGCUAGUCUCGGAAGUUGGGGUCGGUCGGCGGUGGUGCAGCAGUUGGCUGUUUGCGGGGGUGGGUGUGUGUCGCUGCAAAAAAAAACCCUGAAAGCGAAAACGCUUGCAGAUGGUCGUAACGGCUGCACUAUUGCUGCUGUGAAUCGAAAAAGCACAGUAGAGAAGAUUGAGGAGAAGAACGGAAGAGACUGAGAAGAGUUUUUGUGGUGACAAGAUGAGAAAGACGAGGCAAACAGAGUUUCACGAGUCAAAAAGGGAAAAGCCGGACUUUUCCUUGUGGUGGUGUGAGCCCGUACAGCAGGCAGGACACUGCAGAACAGUGGUUGGCCGGCGGUGGUGGGGGUACCAAAUCCAACUCCACUGGAAAAGGCAAAGGAAGCGCUGGGGGCCUACGCUAAAAUGACGGUACGUUUGGGGCUUAGCGCCGGAAAAAAAAAAAGACGAAAAAAGAGGCACGGACUUGGCUCGGCAAAAACAGUGGCGGCCUGAACAAUGGGCCUCGGGGUUG